AUGAAAUUAAUAUUAAUUACAAUAAUAAUAGUAUUAUUUAAUUAUUUGGCAGUGUCCAAUGCUGGAAUAGCACCAGUGAUCACCAAGGUGACAACAAAGCCAUAUAGUGGAUGGGUAUGGAGCGAGUUUAAUCAUUUCGAUAUCGAAGGUACAUUCAACAUGACCGGCAACUACAAAGCACAAGUCAAUGAGAACACCUGUAUCCUAGCCUGGACGGACGUCGACAAAAUGAUCUGUUACACACCCGCUGGCUUUGCCAACAACUCCCUCAUCACCCUCUACCUCGAGGAUGACAUUACUCAAGUGACCUUCAACUUUACCUACGUCCAAUACUACGAGGAUGAUGAGAAGAUUGAGAGUCUAAUGAUUGAUGAUCCCUCAAGACAUCAGUUAACAAUUUAUGGAUCGUAUAAUAAUAGGAGUUAUACUGUUAUGAUUGAUGGUGCUGUUACCGAGACAAUAAUGAUGACCCCUUCCGCUAUUGUGGUUAACCUUACUUCUGAGGUCAGCGUCGGUCCACAUCUUGUCACUCUAAAGAUUCAAAACAGGACCCUAAUCCAAGAGAAUAUGCUCAUCACCAGAAGCUCACCAUAUAUUACAAAGGUAUGGGAUGAUGAGAAUGGAUACAUGGCAACUUAUAUUGAGGGCAAGUUCUCGGUGGAGUACCCAAUGGACCCUGUUAGAGUGAUUGCCUGUGGCCAUUCAUACUUUGUAUUGCCACUCAAUGAGAGUAUGAUCCAAUUGACUUUGAUCACAUCGACGGAGGUAGCUCCAACAAAGUGUGCCGUCAGUGUAGACUCGUCCAACAUCUACUACUACAACCAUACCUACUCAUACGUAUGGGCCAGUCAACCGUAUGACAAUGAUUCGAUGGCUGACGACGAGGAUGGAGACCACCUGCUCCCAGUGCUGCCUUGGUACAUCUACUUUGCCAUCGUACUCGUGGCCCUGUUUGUGAUGGUCGCCAUCACCAUUGGAAUAUGUCUGCUCUGCAAGAGAUCGCUCAAGAAAAAGCAACAAGACAGCCAUGAGUUCAAGCAAUGGAAG
This is a messenger RNA of Acytostelium subglobosum LB1, 1047 nucleotides long. RefSeq lists its product as hypothetical. The transcript has 3 exons. The record is from RefSeq and is a predicted model, not a curated record. The annotation marks the transcript as partial. Lineage: Eukaryota; Evosea; Eumycetozoa; Acytosteliales; Acytosteliaceae.